AAAACAUUUGACUUUUCUGUUGUUGCAUUGUGGUUUGGUUACAGUCGAAUGUUUUAAUUGUGUGUUUAGUUAUUUCGACUAACAAUUAAUAAACCUGAGUCAUCAUCCCUAAUUAGAAAACGAAACAAAUGACUGAGCCCACUAAUUUAAGCGGGGAGUUUUCCUCGUCAUAGCUCAUAUAUAAGGCAUCUUGCAGGUCACAAAAGACUUGCCGGUUGAGCAAUUUGCUGCAAUUUUAAGUUGCUCCAUCCGUGCAUUGGAAUAUUUUUGUCGCAGAUAUUAAUACCCCAAUAAAAAAUUGCUGACUAUGGAUGUUAAUUGUAAUUUUUAAAAAAUGCCAUGAAUUUUGUUGCCCUGAAAAACGAAUUGGAUUGAUAUAAGUAUUAUUUACUAGUAAAUAAGAAAAAACUUUUAAAUCCGUAAACAACGGCUGCAGGAUGAGUGAAAUUUAAUCCAAAGAGAUGAGGAACAAUGAAAUCGAAUUAAACAGCUGAUUAUUGUUUACAUGUAUGUUUUUAUUUAUUGAACGAACUAAAUCAGGAAUAUUUCAGGAAUUCAAUAGAACAUUUCGUAAACAAAAUCAAUAAAACUGAAAAUUUGUGCAUGUACAUUUUCAUAUACAUGUAAAUUUUCUUCUCUCUAUACAUUAUCCAUGAAUUUACAAUUUUUAGGGUUUUACCUUAGCCGAAACUGUAAUAAAACUGAACCAAACAAUGAACUGCUUUUAGGAAUUUCGUUGAAGUCUUUUUUUUCCAACGCUCUAUCAAGGUGGGGCUUGUUGAGACGAGGCUCGCCAUCAUCCCCGGGGCAGGGGGCACCCUAUAUCUCCCUGCAACUGUUCGUGCAGAAAACACGUAUUCAUUCCCUGCAAUGUUUCUUUAAGGCUGCAAUUAUAAUUUAUAAAAAGAAAAGUUUAAAUAUUAAACAAAUUAUUUCAAAUAACUCGCCUAUCUUUUCCCUGCAGGACAAUGAGAAUUAAAAUUUUAAUAAUAUUGACUUUCACCUUAAUGUUAGGGAACGUUCAUGGUCGCGAUGAAGAAGAUUUGCGAUUGGUCGGGGCCCGUAGCACCAUAACGGCGAUAUCCAUCACGACGAUCACCACGACGGUGCCCCUCACGUGUCUCACAGCCAUCUCCACCUCGAACAUCUGUCGCAAGAAACGCAAGCUUUUGCUCAAUAAAGCCGUCAAAGACCGAGCAAUGAGGGACGAACGUCACAGCCAUCUCGACAGCAGCGCCAACAUUGACGUGGUCACACAUGACGAAGGAGACGAAGCGUUACAACGAACUCCUCGUCUCGCGUUAACCUUAUGGACGACGUGCACUAGCCCCUUCACAUUCACUAGCACCUCCACCAACGCGGCACUCACUUUUGCCGUCUCUUUCCAAUGCACAUUCCCCGGACAGUCAUUUCCUCCAGCUUGUGGAUAAACAGACUUGGUGUAAACCACGGAAGAACUGACAAUAUAUUACCUAGCAAUUCAUCCCGAACAUUUUGAUUGCCAGGUAAACAGUGAGUAUUUGCACUCUGGAUUGUUACUAGUUCUUUAGCAAAAA
Molecule: messenger RNA, 1556 nt
Organism: Hyalella azteca
Lineage: Eukaryota; Metazoa; Arthropoda; Malacostraca; Amphipoda; Hyalellidae
Exons: 3
Coding region: 969-1430 (153 amino acids)
Source: RefSeq, a predicted model, not a curated record